AUGGCAAGCAAGGCUCAAAGAAAUACGCUUUUGGUGGCAGCGUUUGACUUCGGAACCACUUACAGCGGUUAUGCUUUCUCCUUCCGAGACGACCCCAACAAGAUUCAGGCAAAUCAGAGCUGGAAAGCGAGAGGCGGGACUUCAAGAUUAAUGUCACUGAAGACGUCUACAUCCGUCCUCCUCAAUCCAAAGGGAAAAUUUAACAAGUUUUGUUUCGAUGCCGAGGACACGUAUGCAAGCCUAGCUGAAGAGGAGAAACACCACGGUUGGAGGCUUUUUCGGAGGUUUAAGAUGGUUCUGCAUAGCAAUAAGCACUUGACGAAAGACGUUACGGUAGAGGACUUUUGUGGAGAAAAGAUGACGGCCUUCCCGUUGUUCGUCAUGUCGAUUGAAUACCUGAGAGAACAUCUGCUAAAGGCAGUUACCAAGCAAAAGAUAGGAAUCAAAGAGACGGACAUAUUCUACGUGUUAACCAUUCCUGCUAUCUGGGAUGACAAUGCCAAGCGAUUUAUGAGAGAUGCAGCAGUUGCGGCUCACAUCGACCCUGACCGCCUUAAACUGGCCUUGGAGCCUGAGUGUGCCUCCAUCUGGUGUGAAACUUUGGGUGUGGCCGUCAAGGGUACUGUAGCCAUUGCGGGAUCACAGUACAUGGUCGUCGAUCUUGGAGGAGGAACAGCAGAUAUAUCCAUACACGAAAGAAAACCAGACGGAACUUUGAAAGAAAUACACAAAGCCAGCGGUGGGCCUUGGGGAGGCAUAUUUGUGGAUGAAAAUUAUAUGAAAAUGUUAUAUCGGCUGUAUGGGGAAGAAGCUCUCAUUGAACUGCGAAAGACAGAUAUGGACGAUUAUUUUGAUAUCACUCGUGAAUUUGAGCACAAGAAACGAUCCUUCGAUACCGAAAACACUAAUCAUGUUGUUGUUCGUCCGUCUGUUUUAUUGCGUGAACUUGCUGAUAAACAUACCAAACAAUCUCUUGAGGAGAGAAUUGCGGCUUUGGACAUUCAGGAUAAUUUUAUAAAGCUAAUGAGUAAGGACAAACUGAAAAUUGAUGGCACAGUUAUCGAAUCAUUGUUCGAAGGUCCAAUCGAUCUGCUGAUCGAGCAUAUAAAGUCACUCUUAGCUGAAGCAAGAAUGAAAUGCGUGAGAACCAUAAUUCUGGUAGGCGGUUUCGGUGAAAGCCCUUAUGUUCAGGAGAGAAUAAAGAAAGAAAUAGCUGGGGUGAGACUGAUUGUCCCUCCAGACGCGGGCCUCGCCGUGUUGAAAGGCGCUGUAAGGUUUGGACACAACCCCGCCAUUGUCUCCUCCAGGAAAAUGAAGUACACGUAUGGGACAGAUGCAUUUAUGGACUUUGAUGAGAAGAAACAUCCUGACGAGAAGAAGGUUUGGAUAAAUGGAGAGUGGUUAUUGAAUUAUUGUUUCGAUGUUUACGUGAGGGUGAACGAGGAGGUAAGAGUGGACCAAAUGGUGACCAGAAAGCGUAUCCCUACUGACACAAUAUCCUUAAUAUCCGUAUACAGGACGACACAGGAGAACCCCGAGUACAUUACGGAUCCCGACUGUGAACUGCUCGGGACGAUAAGCAUUGAAAACAGCUUCGAUAUUCCAUUUCAACAGCAGGUUAUAGAAACUACAUUCAUGUUCGGAGAUACAGAACUUCUUGUCAAAAUGAUGAACGUGGCCACUGGACAAAUAGCCUACAUGAUCCUUGAGUGCUUCAAAUAA
Messenger RNA from Mya arenaria, 1722 nucleotides. RefSeq names its product heat shock 70 kDa protein 12A-like. Gene Ontology annotation, molecular function: ATP binding; ATP-dependent protein folding chaperone. The record is from RefSeq and is a predicted model, not a curated record. NCBI's taxonomy places the organism in Eukaryota, Metazoa, Mollusca, Bivalvia, Myida, Myidae. The transcript has 4 exons. The coding region runs from base 1 to 1722 and encodes 573 amino acids.